AUGGCGUGUCAAACCGACCUUCCGAGCAUCGGGCUGGCUAGCCUGUCCACCCUCGAACGCCGCCACCUCAGCCAUCAAGUCAACACAAUCUCAGCAGUCCGCCGAAGAAACAUGGAACGCCUCUCAAUCCUCGAGCAACGAAGUACCCAUUCCGACCUUGGCCUUAUCAUCCAAGGUCUCCGCGAAGACAACGACGCCUACGCCAAACUCGUCACGCAGCUGGCCGACCUUAUCCCAUCUGUCUAUGGCCAAACAACCCGAGCAGCCACUCUAGCCAAACAGGUUUUCGGCACAUUCGAGCUUCUCGAACUCAUCCUACUCUUUCUCAAGCCAAGACGACUGCUGGUAGCCAUGUGUGCCUCGAAGAUCUUCCGUGACACCGCACUCGCGAGUCCUCCAACACUACGCCGUAUGGGGCUCCUUCCCGAGUCCGGACUUCCCUGUAUACCAAUCGUGCAAUACUGGCCCUUCGCCAUCGACAUCAAACCCGUAAGGCAGUACGUCCGAGAUCGAGCGCCCGAAGCCUGGACAGUCCAAUUCUCCAUCACCACCUUAUCAGCCGAUUCAGCGAAACACCUCCAUUUUGGCUCUCGCAGUCGAAAAGUACUGAUCUGUCAACCUCCGCCAAAGUCUAUGGAUGUCUGGACGAAUUGCUGUAGACCGGAGAACGCGGAUCCGAUAUUGACUGGCCAGUGGCCUCCUCAUCCUUUGGAGACUCUGCGAUCAGAGGGAGGGAUUACUGUCGGGCAGAUCGUGGAUGCUGCGAUCCGCGUCAUGGGGAAACAUCGAUCAUGCUCGCUCGCGCCACGAGAGUUGUACGAUGAGCGUGAAGCGGUGCGAUGUGCGAUCAACUUCAAAGCGACGGUGCAGAUGUGA
Messenger RNA from Recurvomyces mirabilis, 876 nucleotides. RefSeq lists its product as uncharacterized. NCBI's taxonomy places the organism in Eukaryota, Fungi, Ascomycota, Dothideomycetes, Mycosphaerellales, Teratosphaeriaceae. The coding region runs from base 1 to 876 and encodes 291 amino acids. The transcript has a single exon. The record is from RefSeq and is a predicted model, not a curated record.